AUGGUCGCUGCACUUGAGACUUGGGUACAAGAAAACUCCACCAUUGACACGGACGCGCCUGAUUGCCGUCAAGAUCAUAGCCAGAGCCCUCAGGACAGACUUUACAGGCCUCGAGAAUCCCUGCCUGCUUUGGGCCAGAUUAGGGGUUUCGGCGAUCUCGCAUUAGAGAUGCAGCAACUCAGACAGAUGAUUUACAACCAGAGCCAGGCUCUAAGUGACUUUUCCAAGAUAGCUGACGACGCCCACGACAAAGUUGACGAGGCGUCUGCUAAGGUUAAUAUUACUUUACGGAGGGCCGCAAGACUCAAGGAAGUAUAUGAUCAGCUCAUUCAAUGGUCUGUAGACAUGCAAGGGGCCGUUACAAGGGAGGCACACCGUAGCGGGCUCACAGUGGUGGAUGAUUAG
Molecule: messenger RNA, 405 nt
Organism: Pseudogymnoascus destructans
Lineage: Eukaryota; Fungi; Ascomycota; Leotiomycetes; Thelebolales; Thelebolaceae
Exons: 3
Coding region: 1-405 (134 amino acids)
Source: RefSeq, a predicted model, not a curated record